This is a messenger RNA of Marmota flaviventris (yellow-bellied marmot), 1209 nucleotides long. It is a transcript of the gene Slc10a1, whose product is annotated as solute carrier family 10 member 1. Lineage: Eukaryota; Metazoa; Chordata; Mammalia; Rodentia; Sciuridae. Gene Ontology annotation, biological process: bile acid and bile salt transport. The record is from RefSeq and is a predicted model, not a curated record. Gene Ontology annotation, molecular function: bile acid:sodium symporter activity. Gene Ontology annotation, cellular component: membrane.
UUCUAUUUGCCCAGAGCUAUAUUUUGUUCAGAAACUCUGUCCUGAGAGGGGAUUAAAGAAGGCAUCCAGCAAGGACUGAACAAGGAAGGGAGGCAUCAGUGGAACAAGGGUAGUCUUCCGCUGCCUCCCAGAAGGAUGGAGGUGUACAACGUGUCUGUUCCCUUCAACUUCUCCCUGCCACCUAACUUCGGCAAGCGCCCCACGGACCUGGCACUGAGCAUCAUCCUGGUGUUCAUGCUGCUCAUCAUUAUGCUCUCUCUGGGCUGCACCAUGGAGUUCAGCAAGAUCAAGGCUCACUUGUUGAAGCCUAAGGGGCUGGCCAUUGCCAUGGUGGCCCAGUAUGGCAUUAUGCCCCUUACUGCUUUUGUGCUGGGGAAGGUCUUCCAGUUGAACAACAUUGAGGCACUGGCAAUCCUGAUUUGUGGCUGCUCACCUGGAGGGAACCUGUCCAACAUCUUCAGUCUGGCUGUGAAGGGGGACAUGAACCUCAGCAUCGUGAUGACCACCUGCUCCACCUUCUUUGCCCUGGGAAUGAUGCCUCUCCUCUUGUAUAUCUACUCCAAAGGGAUCUAUGAUGGCAGCCUGGAGGAUAAGGUGCCCUAUAAGGGCAUUAUGAUAUCAUUGGUCAUGGUUCUCAUCCCUUGCACCAUAGGAAUCAUCCUCAAAUCUAAACGGCCAAAAUAUGUACCUUACAUUAUGAAGGGAGGGAUGAUAAUCACUCUCUUAUUCAGCGUGGCAGUCACAGCCCUCUCCAUCAUCAACACAGGGAAGAGCAUCAUGUAUGCCAUGACACCACACCUGCUGACAGUCUCCUCCCUGAUGCCUUUUAUUGGCUUCCUGCUAGGCUACAUUCUUUCUGCUCUCUUCUGUCUCAAAGCAAGGUGCAGACGCACCAUCAGCAUGGAGACAGGAUUCCAAAACAUUCAACUCUGUUCCACCAUCCUCAACGUGACCUUUCCCCCUGAAGUCAUUGGGCCACUUUUCUUCUUUCCUCUCCUCUACAUGAUUUUCCAGCUUGGUGAAGGGCUUCUCUUCAUUAUUGUCUUCCGGUGCUACAAAAAAUUCAACCCUCCCAAGGAGAAAACAAAAAUGAUCUAUACAGCUGCCACAAAAGAUGCAAUUUCGAGAGCUCAGGAAAAUGGCGUCCACAAAGGGGAAGAGUGCUCCCCUUGCACAGCCUAGCCCUUCCGACAGCAGCCUGGAUUCUGG